Molecule: messenger RNA, 2714 nt
Organism: Octopus bimaculoides (California two-spot octopus)
Lineage: Eukaryota; Metazoa; Mollusca; Cephalopoda; Octopoda; Octopodidae
Product: monocarboxylate transporter 13
Biological process (GO): transmembrane transport; monocarboxylic acid transport
Molecular function (GO): monocarboxylic acid transmembrane transporter activity
Source: RefSeq, a predicted model, not a curated record
GCAUUUUUUAUUACUUGCAGUUGUUGGAUUUAAAAGUGAAAAGAUACAAGGUGAAUGGUUUACCUCUGAUUUAAGACGUGAAAUUUCUGCUGAAAGUUAUUAUUAUUGCCCGUGAUUUCUGAAUACAAAAUAGCUAUCGAUUUUACUUUCUAAGAAGUGAAUUAACAAUGGUUUUGUCAAGAAACACUCCUGACACAGGAUGGGCAUGGAUAGUGUUAACCUCAAGCUUCUUUAUUCAGAUGUUAUCUGCAAUGUUUAUCUAUGGCACUGGAAUCAUGAAACUAGCCAUUCUAGAAGAGUUUAAAGAAGAUCUCAUCAAAGUAGACUGGCUUGGCUCUCUUCAUGUAGCAUGUUCUCAAGUUAUAGGUCCAGUGGUCAGUCUUGUCAUCAGUCGCUUCCAUUGUCAACCAACAAUAUUCUUUGGUGGUUUAUUGGUAUUUAUUGGAACACUAAGUAGUGCUUUCAUAAAAAAUAUUUACAUUCUAUAUAUCACAUUCGGAGUAGUGGCUGGAAUUGGCCAUGGUUUCUGCUAUACCCUGAAUGUUGUUGGACUCGGCUAUUAUUUCAAGAAACGACUCUACUUUGCAGCUGGUAUUGCUACUUCAGGUGCUGGUAUAGCCAUGGUAGUCUUCCCACCAGCAAUUCAACGCAUCUUCAACUACUAUCAACUUCAAGGAGGUUUGAUGCUAAUUUCCGCCAUAUGCUUACAUUUCUCAGCCUUUGGACUUCUUAUUGCCCCAAAUCAAUUGGAAAUUAAAUCUAAAAGACAUUUCAAGAAACAACAAUACGUAACAGCAGAACAUAUUCCACAAAGACCUUCCAUUUUCCGGAAUUUAUCCUUUGAUUUCUAUAUCAUGAGUAUCCUUUGGUGGAAUCUUGCCUACACAUUCAUCGCUCAAGGUUUACCAUAUUAUUCAAACUCUACAGGGAAUUCUAAAUACGAAGCUGCAUUUUUAAUGUCCAUUGCCGGAAUCGGCAGCAUUUGUGGACGGCUGUUGGGUGGCAUUACUGCCAAUGAUUCUAAUGUUGACAGCAUUGUGAUAUAUUUUGGUACAUCAGGGGUUUUGGGAUUUGGUACGCUGUUUUUCAAAACAUUCGCACAAACAUAUUUGGGUCAAGCUGUGUUUUCGGUUUGUUGGGGUUUAUAUACGGGUGCUAAUAUAUCCGUCCAAGGACCGAUUGUUGUACGUUUGCUAGGAGUGGAACAGUUACCAGCUGGAUACGGGUUACUCAUGUUCUUCACAGGAAUUGGCUCACUGAUCGGGCCACCUAUUGGAGGUUUGCUGAUGACGUCGGCAGGGAAUGCAGAGAUUAGUUUCGUGGCGGCAGGAAUAGCCACAUUAGUAUCGUGUUUCACGGGGAUAGUAAUUGUGGUGCUCGAGAGAAAUGUCAUGGUACGUUCGAAUUCAAAGCUGUCCACAUCCCGAUCAAUAUCGAUGUCUAUGGGUCGGAUGAGUCAAGGCAAAACGAGAAGUCUUUAUACUUUGAAUGACUUAACGCUAGAGAUAUCACCAGACGCAGAUUGUCGAUACAGAGCUGAGAGCAACAUAUCUGAUGUGUCAAGUUUUCUAUAAUAUUGAAAUAAUAUCUCUAGUCACAAACCAUCUUCCAUACGUCGACUCUGUCCUUCAUUCCUCUGGUACCUGCAUAUUUCCAUAUCUAACGUACUUUAUCCAAAUCAAACGAACAUAAUCGGAAAUAUUAUUGUCCCUAAUAUAUGUAUUUCUACAUUCACGGUGACAGAUAUACGAGGUAGAAAACAGCUAUUGUCUAAUUUUCGGUUUCCUUCGAAAAUUCUACAUCAGAAAUUUUUCUUAUAGAUUUUGUUAAGCCAAGUAGCGCCUGUUUUCUCAGAAGGAACUUUGCAACAAAAAUUUCGUAUAUUGACACAUCAGAAAAAAGAAAGCGUCAUCAGAUAUCAUCUCCAGAAACUUUGAAGGAAUUCGCUGCAGUACCGACAGACAACGUUGUAACAAGAAACGCCAAACGGAAUAAAAUCUAAAAGUCACUUUUCCCUUCUUAACGGUGUUAGAGCAUCGGAUAAAAUGCAUUGCGGUAUUUGUUUUAACACUGUGUUUGGAGCUCAAACCUGGCAGAGCUCAAAUAUGCCUUUCAUUCUUUCUGGGACUAUAGCAAAAGUAAGAAUCCUAGGCAGAGGAAUGGCGAACAUUUAUGAACGUAAGACUUGCUAUUUUGAGAAAAUUGUUCUGGUUAUCUACGUCAAAACGUCAAAAAUUCAACUCGGUCUUACUAGUAAACUUAAUUCGUCCCUCGAAUUAAACUCAUCACAUGACACUUUGACAAUCUUUAGAGGGACCGACUGCUUUACAAGCAUUCAGAUCAGACCACCCUUUGGGAGAUACAUUCCUAUCAUCUUCCCUUCUUCCCAUCACUCUUGGAAAUUCUGUAAUGGAUAUUGAGCACUAUUUUCUUUACUGAAUAAAAGGCUUAAAAAGUCACAAAACAUACAUACGAAAAUAUCACAUGAAUAAAAGAAAAUUAUGAAGAUUAAAAUGCAUAAUAUUUUAUUGUUCUAACACAAUAGACUUUACAUAUCAUUAAGUAUACUAAACACUACAAUUGAAAUUGUUGCAGCAUUUUAAUACCAGAUAAGUUAUUUCUGUGAACUGAAUAUGGCUUCCUCGUAAAUUUCUUGUACUUCCUCUUAUAUUAUCGCGGAGAAAAAUUUAAAUAACACAGGGAAAAGCAACAAA